This is a messenger RNA of Micropterus dolomieu (smallmouth bass), 2249 nucleotides long. RefSeq names its product retinoblastoma binding protein 5 (gene rbbp5). Gene Ontology annotation, cellular component: Set1C/COMPASS complex. Gene Ontology annotation, molecular function: protein binding. Lineage: Eukaryota; Metazoa; Chordata; Actinopteri; Centrarchiformes; Centrarchidae. The transcript is spliced from 15 exons. The record is from RefSeq and is a predicted model, not a curated record. Bases 170 to 1903 code for a protein of 577 amino acids.
CAGGAGGCUAGGCGCCAGUCUCUCGGGCAGUUGCAGCAGACGUAAAUACGAGUUAUAUUUUGUCAAAUAAUCAGUGAAAUCAAGUUGUUAAGGACAUUUGGAUCCUCGGUCCACCGGAAAUGAACCUAGAACUGCUCGUUCUAAUGAAUUACUGAACAAGCAACUUUGGAUGAAACUUCAAGAUUUCUCUCACAAAUUACUCAUGGAUAAUUUCCUGCUUCUUUCUGAAUCGUUCGGGCAGAACUAUCCAGAGGAGGCAGAUGGCACCCUGGACUGUAUCAGCAUGGCCCUCACCUGCACCUUCAACCGGUGGGGCACCCUGCUGGCUGUGGGCUGUAACGACGGCCGCAUCGUCAUCUGGGACUUCCUCACACGGGGCAUCGCCAAAAUCAUCAGCGCACACAUCCACCCAGUCUGCUCUUUAUGCUGGAGUCGAGAUGGUCACAAGCUGGUGAGUGCCUCCACGGACAACAUUGUCUCGCAGUGGGACGUCCUGUCGGGAGACUGUGACCAGAGGUUCCGCUUCCCCUCACCCAUCCUGAAACUGCAGUGCCACCCCAGAGACAUGGACAAGGUUCUGGUGUGUCCCAUGAAGUCAGCCCCGGUCCUGCUGACUCUGUCAGACUCCAAACAUGUUGUCCUGCCUGUAGAUGACGACUCAGACCUGAAUGUGGUGGCGGCCUUUGACAGGCGGGGGGAGUACAUCUACACUGGCAAUGCCAAAGGAAAGAUUCUGGUGUUGAACACAAACACUCAGGAGCUGGUAGCUUCCUUCAGAGUGACAACUGGCACUAGCAACACCACUGCCAUCAAAUCAAUUGAAUUUGCACGCAAGGGCAGUUGUUUCCUCAUAAACACAGCAGACCGGAUCAUCAGGGUGUAUGAUGGCAGGGAGAUACUAACCUGUGGCCGAGACGGUGAGCCUGAACCCAUGCAGAAACUACAGGACCUGGUCAACAGGACUCCGUGGAAGCGCUGCUGUUUCUCUGGUGAUGGUGAGUACAUUGUGGCUGGAUCAGCCAGGCAGCACGCUCUCUACAUCUGGGAGAAGAGCAUUGGCAACCUGGUGAAGAUCCUGCAUGGAACUAGAGGAGAGUUGCUGCUGGAUGUCGCUUGGCAUCCUGUGCGUCCGAUUAUUGCCUCCAUCUCCAGUGGAGUGGUGUCCAUCUGGGCUCAGAACCAAGUGGAAAACUGGAGCGCUUUUGCUCCAGACUUUAAGGAGCUGGAUGAAAAUGUGGAGUAUGAGGAGCGAGAGUCAGAAUUCGACAUUGAGGACGAAGACAAGAGUGAACCCGAGCAGACAGGUGCAGAUGCUGCAGAGGAUGAAGAGGUGGAUGUCACCACUGUUGACCCCAUAGUUGCUUUUUGCAGCAGUGAUGAGGAGCUGGAGGACUAUAAAGCCCUACUCUACCUGCCCAUUGCCCCUGAAGUCGAAGACCCAGAGGAAAACCCUUUCGGCCCCCCGCCGGAUGCCUCGGUCCAGGCUUCUGCUCCAGAGGACGCGUUGGCUGGUGGAGACAAGAAGCAGCGACAACCUUCGUCUGAAGGAGGCCCGGCCAAGAAGAAGGCUCGUACCACCACCAUUGAACUGCAGGGGGUGCCCAGUGAUGAGGUGCACCCCCUACUGGGUGUGAAGGGGGAUGGCAAGUCCAAGAAGAAGACAGCAGGCCGGCCCAAAGGCUCCAAAGGUAAAGACAAAGACUUCCCCUUCAGGCCCAAGCCCUACAGGGGCGAGCGGCCCUCCUUCCCCAUGGAGACCCUGGGCAGCUCUGGCCCAGGAGGAGGAGGAGGAGGAGGAGGAGGAGGAGGAGGGAUGAAGGGCAGAGCAGAGGGGGGCCUGGCCACAGCAGGGAGUCUGGUCUCACAGUCGUACAAACAACAUGACGUUGGAGGGAUGGACUGAUCACGGCUGCGUACAGUUGUGAAGGAGCACCAACAAGCUUAAACAAAAGGACACACAAAGCCUGAUGUCAUAUUCAGACUGUGGUUGAGCGGCCUGUCUGAUGUGCAGACUGCUUCCUCUCCCAACCAGAGCACAGUAUCACAGGAAAACUCCUCAGUCCGGAUCACGGGAGCCGACAAAGAGCGCGUGAAGCAGCCGAGUCGUCGCAGUAGAGAUCACGUCCUCUGUCUCUGUAGGAUACGUCAUGUAUAGAACGCCUGUGUGUUUGUCUUUGUGUGUGUUGUCUGUCUUGUUGUUUUUAUACAUAUUAAAACAUUUUGAUUUAUAAAUAAAUAGCUGUUGUGUG